GUCGGCGCCGUCUUUAGUUAAUAUAACGCCGCUUAUUUUCCCCGAAAAACAUUUGGUUUAAAUAAAUUAUUUAACUUUAUCAAUAAUAAUGGAUGACGCAGAAUUAUUAGAAGUAGAUGAUGAUUAUUACGCUUUUCUUAAUCUUCCGAGGGAUGCGACUCUUGAGCAAAUUAAUACUGCUUACAAGCAAUUAUCAAGACAAUUUCAUCCUGACAAGCAUAUUGAUCCUGCGAAGAAGAAAGAUGCUGAGAUGAUUUUCAAUAGAAUAAAAACUGCUCAUGCUGUGCUGAGUAGUCCUGAAGAUCGGCAAAUUUAUGAUCUUCUUGGAACAAAAGGACUUCGAACAGAUGGUUUACAAUUAAUUCCUAGGAAAUCCUCACCAUCAGAAAUUCGUGAAGAGUAUGAAAGGUUAGCUAGAGAGAAGGAAGAAAGAAGACUUCAACAACUGACGAAUCCAAAAGGAAACAUAACACUUCAUGUCAAUUGUACUGAUAUUUUCAACUCUUACGAGACGGAUUAUGAUGAACCUGGAAUGUUUUCAAAUAUUGAAAUUGCUGGUAUGACAAUGUUUCAAUCUAUCGAAGUGCCGAUGUCCUCAAAUAAUGUAGCAACAUUAGCUGGAAAUCUAAGUGUUUCAAAUGGUCAAGGUAAUGGUCGCUUUACAUUAUCAGCGCGCAAAAUUCUAAGCUCAAAAGGUUGGAUAGAAGUUGAUGUCGGUGCUGGAAAUGGCCUAAAUCUUGGUGGCAAAGGAACAAGAAAUCUUGGGAAAAGAUAUUUCACUACAGGUCAAUUGAAUUUGAAUUUUCGUCCGAAUGGAAUUGUGCCGGCACUUGUUGGAACGUUUGCAGUUCAACUUGAUAAGCACACAGUCGGUUAUCUCACAUAUUCAGCUGCUGGUAUGCAAUCAUCAUUAUCAACAAUCAUUGAACGAAAUACAGAAAGAAAUUACGUGAAUUUAACAUUUUCCCUUGGACUCCCACAUUCGUUUAUCUCGUGUAACUACAUUCGUCGUCUCAUUGAACAAGAAAUGAAACUUAAAUUAGCCGGAAAAGUUGGAACGUUCGGUUUCAUGGCUGAAUAUGGCGUAGAGAAAAAAGUCAGCAAGUAUUCAUCGCUUCAUGCUUCAGUCACAUUUGGAGUCCCAACUGGAGUCGCUUUAAAAAUUCGUUUCAUUCGAUCAUCACAAUCUUACAAUUUCAAUAUUCAGUUAAGUGAAGAAAUCAUCCCAGCCGCACUUUUCUACGCUACAACGCUGCCCAUUAUCUCGUAUUUCAUUCUGAAGAAAUGCAUUCUUGAGCCUUUGGAGUCAGAGAAACAACGAGAAGUGAUUGAGAAAAAGAAAGAAAUGUAUGAAGAGAGACUGCAACAGAGACGAAAAGAAGCUGAGGCUGCAAUUUCAUUAAUGUUGGCUCAAUAUGAAAGAAUUUGUUCGGAAGAAGAAGCUAAAGCUGGUUUAGUCAUCCUUCAUGCAUUCUAUGGAAAAUUUGACGAUGAUGAGGAUAACUUGGAAGAGAUGGUAGCAGACGAUAGAAGCAGUUUUAUUGAUGUUAAAAUUCCACUUCAAUGUUUAGUGAAGGACAGCAAUAUCACAGUGCACACAUCGUUAAAGUAUGAACUUCCCGGAUUUUAUGACCCCGCGAUAGGAGAAAACAAAGUGCUUAAAGUUCAAUUUAAGUAUAGAAACAAUCUGGAAACGGUUGUAAUAGAAGAAAAAGAUGAAAUUAAGCUUCCAUUAACCAAAUAGAUAGAAAUUAUUGAUUUUAUAGUGAAGUAAAUUCAUUAAAACAAAUAAAUUCAUUGUAGUUGUUAAAUUUUUGAGUUGUAAAUAAAUUUUAUAUCAAAUGAAAA
Molecule: messenger RNA, 1848 nt
Organism: Clunio marinus
Lineage: Eukaryota; Metazoa; Arthropoda; Insecta; Diptera; Chironomidae
Source: the annotation of a GenBank genome assembly